AUGUUGCGAAUUCUCCGCCUGCUCACAGUACUCACCUUUAAUGCAUUAACCGUAUAUGGAAUGUCAGUCAUAAUUUCUUUCCCAAAAACCACACCCAACGACGUCGUUCAAGAUACCAAAUCUCACAUCGAAAAAAAUGGUGGCGUGGUUGGCCAUGAUCUCCGAAACAUAAAUGGAUUCUCAGCCACAGCUUCAGAUGCAAUUAUUGACCAAGUUUUAGAACUUAAAAAAGAGUGGGCUCCCGAAUCUGAAUUAGAUUCCAUCGUCUCAAUAUUAUGA
Molecule: messenger RNA, 279 nt
Organism: Blumeria graminis f. sp. triticale
Lineage: Eukaryota; Fungi; Ascomycota; Leotiomycetes; Helotiales; Erysiphaceae
Source: the annotation of a GenBank genome assembly